This is a messenger RNA of Lacerta agilis (Sand lizard), 1806 nucleotides long. It is a transcript of the gene SLCO2B1, whose product is annotated as solute carrier organic anion transporter family member 2B1. Gene Ontology annotation, biological process: bile acid and bile salt transport; transmembrane transport; sodium-independent organic anion transport. Bases 22 to 1806 code for a protein of 594 amino acids. The transcript is spliced from 13 exons. The record is from RefSeq and is a predicted model, not a curated record. Gene Ontology annotation, molecular function: protein binding; bile acid transmembrane transporter activity. Gene Ontology annotation, cellular component: membrane. Lineage: Eukaryota; Metazoa; Chordata; Lepidosauria; Squamata; Lacertidae.
CACAGAGCACACAUUUAAACAAUGCCAGACGAAAGGAGCAGUGGUCUCUUCAAACGACUAUCUCAUGCAGGCUCAUUUUUCACUAUCAAACUCUUUGUUGUUUGCCAGGGUUUUCUGCAGCUCUCUCAGCUGAUGACGUCUGGCCUUGUGAAGAGCUCCAUUUCCACAAUCGAGAAGCGCUUUGGACUGUCCAGCCAGAUGGCCGGCAUGGUGGUCUCCUUCAACGAGGUGGGAAACACGCUGCUGAUCAUCUUUGUGAGUUACAUGGGCUGCAGAGUCCACAGGCCCCGAUUCAUUGGCUAUGGGGCCGUCCUCGUCUCCAUGGCUGGCCUGGUCAUGUCGCUUCCUCACUUUAUCUCGGGACCCUACGAAUAUGAUCGCUCCAUUACUGGUUCGGCAACUACCACUUCAGACAUAUGCCUCCCAAGCCGGAAUGAGACAGAAGUAUGCACUGAAUCCAAAAAGAAAGAAACCGAAGUGGUUGUGAUGCUGCUCUUACUUGGGCAGACCCUGCUGGGGAUUGGCGGGGUCCCCAUCCAGCCCUUUGGCAUCUCAUACAUUGAUGAUUUUGCCAGUAAGAACAACUCCCCUCUCUAUAUAGGAAUCCUCUUUGCUGCAACCACAAUGGGUCCUGCAUUAGCAUUCAUAGUGGGGGCAGCUACGUUGCGCUAUUUUGUUGACAUCGAUAAAGUUUCUGCAGCGGACAUUCACAUUAAUAACAAAGAUCCACGAUGGGUUGGAGCCUGGUGGCUUGGUUUCAUAAUUUCCGCCAGUGUGGUCGCCAUCGCUUCAAUACCUUAUUUCUUCUUUCCAAAAGAGCUGCCUAGAGAGGAAGAGUUGCCUUCAGAACCUCAAAACAACGACUUACUACCCGAAAAAAGUAAACAAAAAGAACUGAAAGACUACACUCUGAAAGAGUUCGUCAAAAUGUUUCCUGUGGUUUUCAUGAGGCUGAUGAAGAACCCAAUCUUGGUUGUGGUCAUCUUGGCUAUGGUCAAUCUCUCUGGCAUGAUUGCUGGCAUAGCAACCUUCAUGGCCAAACUGUUGGAGAGGCAGUUCUCCCUGUCAGCAUCUUUUGCCAACAUGAUCCUAGGAGCUAUCAACAUCCCGAGUGGCAUGUUCGGAAUCGCCCUUGGAGGUGCCAUCAUAAGGAACUUCCGCCUCUCCCUCACCCAGAUCGCCCUGAUGUGUGUCAUUAGCAUGGCUCUCUGUACCAUCUGUGACGUGCCGCUCUUCUUCUUGGGCUGCCAGACGCAGACGGUGGCGGGCCUUGAUCUUUCUGGAAGUUCUGGAAUUGAGGAGCACGUUUUCGAUUGUAACCAAAUGUGCAAAUGCUCCCCUUCAGCUUUUAACCCUGUGUGCGGUGAGAAUGGUAUUGAAUACAUCUCCCCUUGCUACGCUGGCUGCACAGAGCUAAAUGCCGACACCGAAACACAUAAAGUUCUGAAUUACACCAGUUGCAAUUGCAUCGUUGCCGAUGGCGGCUUCGGAUCUGCUACCCCCGGGAGCUGCAGCUUUCACUGUUCCCAAUACCUGAUGCCUUUUGUGAUCAUCGCCUCCUUCUCCACGUUCCUGGGGAGCCUCUCACACACGCCAGGCUUCGUGCUUGUUCUGAGAAACGUUGACCCUGAAGAUAAGUCUUUUGCCAUAGGGAUACAGUUCCUCAUGCAGAGAGUUCUAGCCUGGUUGCCUGCCCCAGUGGUGUACGGUAGCCUCAUUGACACAGCCUGCGUCCUGUGGCAGUACAAGUGCAAAAAGAGAACAGCCUGCAGAUACUAUAACAAUGUAUUAUUCCGGCAAAGGUAA